GGAGAGUUUGACCCAAAGGAGAGUUUGACCAAAAGGAGAGUUGGACAAGCUUUAAUAAAACAUCAUUUAAACAUAGCUGGCUAAAUCGUAACCUCUCGCUUUUAACUUAGAUUUGUGGAACAACACGUUUCUUUUUUUUUGUUUGUUUCAAAGUUCACGGACAUGUUUGAGAAGAUCGCUCGUCGUUAUUAACUUGUUACCGGUGUCUACCAUCACCACCCGGUGUACCCGUUACCCCUCCAGCCCCUGGGCCCUGUCUCUCUCUUCUGCCUCUCAGCUCACCUCGAUCUGGGAAAGAUGGUGUCGUGGAUGAUCUCCAGAAGCGUUGUGCUCGUCUUCGGGACCCUGUAUCCUGCAUACUAUUCCUACAAAGCAGUGAAAACCAAAAAUGUCAAGGAAUAUGUCCGUUGGAUGAUGUACUGGAUUGUGUUUGCUCUCUACACCGUAGUGGAGACCAUCACAGACCUCACUGUAGCCUGGUUCCCCUUGUACUAUGAGAUUAAGAUAGCAUUUGUUAUCUGGUUGCUGUCUCCCUACACCAGAGGAGCUAGUCUCAUCUACCGGAAGUGUCUCCAUCCUCUACUGUCCUCAAGAGAGAGGGAGAUAGAUGAGUACAUUGUCCAGGCCAAGGAGCGUAGCUACGAGACCAUGGUGACCUUCGGCAAGCAGGGCCUAAGUAUAGCUGCUACUGCAGCUGUCUCCGCAGCUGUCAAGGGCCAGGGGGCGAUCACAGAGAAGCUGAGGAGCUUCAGUAUGCACGACCUGACUCAGAUACCCCUCGACGACGCAGCAGCCAAUCAGAUCUAUACGGCCCAUGCCGGCAACCCUGCCGUGAGCAGGAGGGCGCUCGCCGCAAACUCGACCGACAGGACAGAGUACUAUGCCUAUGAUCAGGAGGACAGGACAGACGAGGAGGGGGAACAACUCUUCUCAGAGGACGAGGCUGUCACCCAGAGAGGUCUGAGGAGGUCCCAGAGUGUCAAGAUCGUGCGCUCUAAAGCCCGCAAAGAUGCCCGUUAUGGAUCUCUGAAGAUCAAAGGGAAGCGGAGGCCGGUUCUGACUGCUGCUACCUACAGUGCCAUGUAAUGACCAGUCCAGGAGACUGCUGGCUGGUGCCAUGGAUGGGUUUCCUUCUGUAGUGCUCUACUGUUGACCAGAGCACGGUGGGUCCUGGCCAACAGUAGUGCAUUAUGGGCCCUGGCCAACAGUAGUGCAUUAUGGGCCCUGGCCAACAGUAGUGCAUUAUGGGCCCUGGCCAACAGUAGUGCACUAGAAUGGGAAUAGGCUUUUUGGGACGGACCAGGUAAUCAGUCAACAAUUCAGGAAGGACGGCUCCAACAUCCAUAUCAGUGACUACUGACUGCUCCAACAUCCAUAUCAGUGACUACUGACGGCUCCAACAUCCAUAUCAGUGACUACUGACGGCUCCAACAUCCAUAUCAGUAACUACUGACUGCUCCAACAUCCAUAUCAGUAACUACUGACUGCUCCACCAUCCAUAUCAGUGACUACUGACGGCUCCAACAUCCAUAUCAGUGACUACUGACUGCUCCAACAUCCAUAUCAGUGGCUACUGACUGCUCCAACAUCCAUAUCAGUAACUACUGACUGCUCCAACAUCCAUAUCAGUAACUACUGACUGCUCCAACAUCCAUAUCAGUAACUACUGACUGCUCCAACAUCCAUAUCAGUGACUACUGACUGCUCCAACAUCCAUAUCAGUAACUACUGACUGCUCCAACAUCCAUAUCAGUAACUACUGACUGCUCCAACAUCCAUAUCAGUAACUACUGACUGCUCCAACAUCCAUAUCAGUAACUACUGACUGCUCCACCAUCCAUAUCAGUAACUACUGACGGCUCCAACAUCCAUAUCAGUAACUACUGACGGCUCCAACAUCCAUAUCAGUAACUACUGACUGCUCCACCAUCCAUAUCAGUAACUACUGACGGCUCCAACAUCCAUAUCAGUAACUACUGACGGCUCCAACAUCCAUAUCAGUGACUACUGACGGCUCCAACAUCCAUAUCAGUGACUACUGACUGCUCCACCAUCCAUAUCAGUAACUACUGACGGCUCCAACAUCCAUAUCAGUGACUACUGACGGCUCCAACAUCCAUAUCAGUGACUACUGACUGCUCCACCAUCCAUAUCAGUAACUACUGACUGCUCCAACAUCCAUAUCAGUAACUACUGACUGCUCCAACAUCCAUAUCAGUAACUACUGACUGCUCCAACAUCCAUAUCAGUGACUACUGACGGCUCCAACAUCCAUAUCAGUGACUACUGACUGCUCCAACAUCCAUAUCAGUGACUACUGACUGCUCCAACAUCCAUAUCAGUGACUACUGACUGCUCCAACAUCCAUAUCAGUGACUACUGACUGCUCCAACAUCCAUAUCAGUGACUACUGACUGCUCCAACAUCCAUAUCAGUGACUACUGACGGCUCCAACAUCCAUAUCAGUAACUACUGACUGCUCCAACAUCCAUAUCAGUGACUACUGACUGCUCCACCAUCCAUAUCAGUGACUACUGACUGCUCCAACAUCCAUAUCAGUGACUACUGACUGCUCCAACAUCCAUAUCAGUAACUACUGACGGCUCCAACAUCCAUAUCAGUGACUACUGACUGCUCCAACAUCCAUAUCAGUGACUACUGACUGCUCCAACAUCCAUAUCAGUGACUACUGACUGCUCCAACAUCCAUAUCAGUGACUACUGACUGCUCCAACAUCCAUAUCAGUAACUACUGACGGCUCCAACAUCCAUAUCAGUAACUACUGACUGCUCCAACAUCCAUAUCAGUGACUACUGACUGCUCCAACAUCCAUAUCAGUAACUACUGACUGCUCCAACAUCCAUAUCAGUGACUACUGACUGCUCCAACAUCCAUAUCAGUGACUACUGACUGCUCCAACAUCCAUAUCAGUGACUACUGACGGCUCCAACAUCCAUAUCAGUAACUACUGACUGCUCCAACAUCCAUAUCAGUAACUACUGACGGCUCCAACAUCCAUAUCAGUAACUACUGACGGCUCCAACAUCCAUAUCAGUGACUACUGACGGCUCCAACAUCCAUAUCAGUGACUACUGACGGCUCCAACAUCCAUAUCAGUAACUACUGACUGCUCCAACAUCCAUAUCAGUGACUACUGACUGCUCCAACAUCCAUAUCAGUGACUACUGACGGCUCCAACAUCCAUAUCAGUGACUACUGACGGCUCCAACAUCCAUAUCAGUAACUACUGACUGCUCCAACAUCCAUAUCAGUGGCUACUGACUGCUCCAACAUCCAUAUCAGUAACUACUGACGUGUCAGACCAUCCAUUCUAUGGAGAACGAUGCUGUGGAACUGUUCUGCUGGUGUUUUUUUUAACUGUCCUGGGGGUCUAAUUCUAUUCACGCUGGGAGCAUCUGUCUUUUUAAAUGAACCAUCAACUCACUAUAUUUAUGACAUUUAUUCUGACUGUGUAUUUAAACCAUCGUACAGCGGCAGCUGUACAGAAAGAAUCUUAAGGUUUCCUGUCUUUUAGUUGUGUGUUUUUGUUGCAUGGAUCUUAUUUUCUGGGUCGUUUUAAUGUGCGGAUGUGGACUUUUUAGGAUCUUGGCUUUUUUUUUUUGGAGGUGUUAUAUAAUUAAUUUAGCUUCAUUUUGUCAUAUAUGCUGCCUUGUAUUUUGAGUUUAGCCUAUUAAAUAGUAGAAUACAUUAGAAUAGUGAUCAUUCUGACACACUUAAAAAGAUUGUUACAAAGUAACAGCUGACCAAAAAGUGUCCCUUGUUCCUUUCCGGAGGAAUAAACCAAUGAUGAGAGAAAGGGAACAGAGAAUCCUGUUAUUGGCUUGUGUCCCAAAUGGCUUCAUUCCCUAUACAGGGCACUACCCAAUGGGCCCUGCUCUAAAGUAGUGCACUACGUAGGGAAUAGGGUUCCAUCGGGCCCUGCUCUAAAGUAGUGCACUACGUAGGGAAUAGGGGUCCAUAGGGCCCUGCUCUAAAGUAGUGCACUACGUAGGGAAUAGGGGUCCAUAGGGCCCUGCUCUAAAGUAGUGCACUACGUAGGGAAUAGGGGUCCAUAGGGCCCUGCUCUAAAGUAGUGCACUACGUAGGGAAUAGGGGUCCAUAGGGCCCUGCUCUAAAGUAGUGCACUACGUAGGGAAUAGGGGUCCAUAGGGCCCUGCUCUAAAGUAGUGCACUACGUAGGGAAUAGGGUUCCAUAGGGCCCUGCUCUAAAGUAGUGCACUACGUAGGGAAUAGGGGUCCAUAGGGCCCUGCUCUAAAGUAGUGCACUACGUAGGGAAUAGGGUUCCAUAGAGCUCUGCUCUAAAGUAGUGCACAGGGUUCCAUCGGGCCCUGCUCUAAAGUAGUGCACUACGUAGGGAAUAGGGGUCCAUAGGGCCCUGCUCUAAAGUAGUGCACUACGUAGGGAAUAGGGUUCCAUAGAGCUCUGCUCUAAAGUAGUGCACUACGUAGGGAAUAGGGUUCCAUAGGGCCCUGCUCUAAAGUAGUGCACUACGUAGGGAAUAGGGUUCCAUAGGGCCCUGCUCUAAAGUAGUGCACUGUGUAGGGAAUAGGGUGCCAUUAGGGAUGCGAACCCAAUGUUGAGGUAUGUUUGUGUUGACUGUAACUGGCCUGUCCAGUUUGAAUGACUGCAUUUCCUGUUUUAGAUUUUGGAACAAAGCUUUUUUCAUUUUUUCAUAACCAGUCUUUUUGCACACUCUCUUCCAAAACGAUGUCCUUUUGUAAGGCUUUGAUGUCAUCUGUUUUUAGAAUGUGUCCUGCUGCAUUCUGGGAUGCUUUUAACCACGUGAUGAAACCUAUUUAAUACCAAAGCUUUAUCUACUAAACCAGUGACCUGGGUCUGAUUCGUGUGGGAAUGUAUCAUAGAGGUGUUGUAAAUAAAUGUAUACAUUCAAAAAUG
This is a messenger RNA of Oncorhynchus keta (chum salmon), 4918 nucleotides long. It is a transcript of the gene reep3b, whose product is annotated as receptor accessory protein 3b. Gene Ontology annotation, cellular component: cytoplasmic microtubule; endoplasmic reticulum membrane; endoplasmic reticulum tubular network. The transcript has 8 exons. The record is from RefSeq and is a predicted model, not a curated record. Gene Ontology annotation, biological process: endoplasmic reticulum tubular network organization. The coding region runs from base 298 to 1086 and encodes 262 amino acids. Gene Ontology annotation, molecular function: microtubule binding. Lineage: Eukaryota; Metazoa; Chordata; Actinopteri; Salmoniformes; Salmonidae.